Molecule: messenger RNA, 1242 nt
Organism: Bactrocera oleae (olive fruit fly)
Lineage: Eukaryota; Metazoa; Arthropoda; Insecta; Diptera; Tephritidae
Product: odorant receptor 83a
Biological process (GO): sensory perception of smell; detection of chemical stimulus involved in sensory perception of smell
Cellular component (GO): plasma membrane
Molecular function (GO): odorant binding; olfactory receptor activity
Source: RefSeq, a predicted model, not a curated record
AUGUCAUCGAAUAAAGAGCAGCAAGAACCUGAUCUCACCACAACGGUGCACGAAGGAUGUCUGACGCACAGAAUACAACGACGUGAUUUGUUCAGAUUUAUACGUUGGAAUUUAUGGUUCACAGCCAUGUAUCGCCUGCCACUAGAGCGCUAUUUCCCUGCUCGCCUACGGUUUCUCGCCAUUACUUUGGACUGGACCUACGAACUGUUCUUAUAUUCAACAUUGCUACAUAUCGACAUACUCUUUAUAUACACCAUAUAUCUGAAUAAAGAUAAAGGCGAUUUGGAACUAAUAGUGAGUAGUAUGAUCCAGACGGUCAUCUAUACGUGGGCAAUUGGCAUUAAAGUCUUCUUUAAACGUAUCCAACCCAAGCGUGUAAAAGGAUUAAUGCGUUAUUUGAAUGAGAAAUGUAGAACGCGGUCAGCGGCUGGAUUCACCUACGUUACGUUUAAUGAGAGCGCCAAUUUUUCGACUAUUUCCACUACGAUAUUUAUGAUUUGCUGUUAUGCUGGCAGUACUUUUUGGCUUUUCGUGCCCAUCUUUAAUCAAGAUCGCAGCUUGCCACUAGCCUGCUGGUAUCCCAUCGAUUAUAAGGUACCAAUUGUUUACGAGCUCAUUUACUUUCUACAAACUGUGGGUCAGCUGCAAAUUGCUGGUGCCUUCGGUGGUACGAGUGCUUUCUAUCUGCUGGUAUCGGUGCUCUUCUCUGGUCAAUUCGAUAUACUGAACUGCAGUCUGAAAAAUAUUUUGGCUACUACAUAUCUAAUUCUAAGAAAACCGAAAUCGGAACUUCUCUUACUGAGAGAAAAACAAAACAUCGCCAACUACGAGCUUAAUCAAUAUUACAGCGCCAAGGAAUACAACACCGAUUUCGACUGUAUAACACAUCUUUUGGACGUAAAAACACCGAAACCCGAAAAAUUUUACAAAGCAUUCAAAAUCGCCCUUAGACCCAGCAUUGCUCAUCAUCGUUACAUACUCUACGGCCUAAAAAUGCUGGAGGAUCUCUACAGUUAUCUGUGGUUUCUCAAAACUAUUGAAGUGACACUGCUAGUUUGCCUAGUCGCAUUUGCUUGGGUGAAGCGCAGCCCUUGGUAUUUGCAUUCUAAUGAAAUAAAGCAGGAUGUUUUAUUCUUUAUACUCAACGCUCAGCGCCCAUUCCGAUUGACCGGUGGCAAGAUGUACAACUUAAAUGUGGAGAAGUUUCGCAGUAUGGACCUGAGACAACCGCAGCCAAAUUAA